AUGGAUACAACCAUCGAGGACCCUAUUUCCCCACUAUAUAGCGAGGUUCCUCUUGAUGCAUCGCACCGCGAAAUCCGCAUUCUCACACUCCACGCAGGAAAAUGGGAAGAUCCGAUCCGUUGCGAUCUCUCGUCUACCUCUCUUGAUAGCAACCCAGACUUUCAAGCGCUCUCAUACUCUUGGGGAACGGACUUGACUACUGUUGACAUCACAGUCAAUGACUGGCCAUUUCCCGUGCGGGAGAACCUCCGCACAAUACUGCAGCGACUCCGUCGGCCUGUCUUGGGAGAAAACUUGGUAUUGUGGGUUGACGCUAUCUGCAUUAACCAGUCAAAGUCGUCGGCUCACGCUAAUGCAGAAAGGUCAUCGCAGGUGAGCAUGAUGGCGACGAUAUAUUCGCGCUGUCGCGAAGUUCUCGUAUGGCUGGGGGACUGCUAUUUAGACCGAAAACAAUCCCUCCGAUUCCUAUCCCUCGGUCGUGGCAACAAGGAACUGCUCCUGGAGUACGCCAACGAUUUUCGACGGGACCCAAGGAAACUUGACUACUGCUUUCAUCUGGCUUGCUUCUUCUUUCUGUUAAAAGACGUGGGCACACAGCUGAACUACGACCGCUACGAAUUGCCCCCCUUCUGGGGAACCGGGCACAGGCAUAUUCUGUCCAGACUGCCCCAAUAUGGCAUUCCACCCACGACGGAGGCAUUCAAGGAAUUCUACGCACAGCGCAUGUGCGUGAUGUUGAGGUAUGUCUCCGAAUCGACCUGGGCAACGCGGAUGUGGACCCUGCAGGAGUUCGCCACUGCGCCGAAAGUCACCAUCUGUUUCGGCACGGCCGCAGUGCCACUGGAGACCUUUGUCAGGGUAACCGACAUCCAUGGCGAUGGCGGCGAUAGCGGUGAUAGCGACGAUGGCGAAGACGGCCGCGCAUUUUGGAACUGGGAAUUCUCCAAUCGCUUUGGCUCGCUCGUUUACGCUUUUCACCGCCACGCAACUCUUCGAAACGCAAUGGCAACCACCUGGCCAUGGGCUAGAUUGAAUCGCUAUUUGGGCCCUCUGUUAUCCCAGUUCACUCCUUCGCCAUUAUGGAUCCUGAGGAGGAUGGCGUGGAGAUCUUCAACCACCAUCUUCGAAUUGGUCGCAGCGUUCAGGGACUCGGAGGCGACCGACGCCCAUGACAAAGUCUAUGCCGUCAUGUCGUUCAUGUCGUUCGUCGGCAUCCCACUACCCAUGGAAAUCGACUACGCAAUCCCCGUUAAAAAAGUGUACAUCAAUGUCUGCAGCAACCAAAUUCUAACUUGCAAGAACGAGUCCGCCGCAUAUGAGCCCCUUGCGCCGCUUCGGUUUAGCCGCCACAAGAAUAAGUACAAGACUAGCCCCGACAAGAACGAGGGCAGGCCACUCCCCUCGUGGGUUGUGGACUGGACGAGCUACCCCUGGAACGACAACGACAUCAUUCCAAUCCCUACCAGAACACGUAAACUAUCUCCUGAGAUAGUCCCAUGGCUCCAAAUCAAGCCCUGCAAAGACCUAGAUCAAGACGACCGAACCGUUGAGCGUCCCACACGCAUGAUUGGGGCCACGAGAUACAACGCGACCAAAGGCAUCAAGGGAAACCCUCCCUCCAUCUCUACAGACCACAUCCUCACCGUGUCUGGUAUGGCAAUUGGCACCGUUCGCGAGGUCGCCUUGGUCAGCCGCCAUGCGGCCUGGAAACUUGCCAGGGCCGGCGAGGGGGCGAGCGACAAAGAGCGCCGAGACCGAAGGGCUAUGGUGCUUCGAACGCUUGCCGCCGACAUGCUCGACCAGCCUGUGGACUGGGCUCGCAUCGGAGAGUUCUGGGUCAGCCUCCUCGAGGCCUUGGAGGUUGCUGAGAUGAGGCUGGGCGAGGAGACGAAUAACGGGAUGAGGAUGGGGCCUACCUUUUUCGAGGACGUGGCUAUGCGCGCUGGGAAGACCAUAAGAACUAGAUGCGGCUUUGCUCUCAGUCCCAAACGUGCAUCUGAGCACCCGGGUAAGAAGCACGGGGUUGCCAGGUCUGCUCGGCAUGGGUUAAAGCCUCUGCUAUCCUCAUUGAACCUUCCGGAUCCCGAGACACUGCCUCCGCGACCAGAUGGCUCACGGUCUCACCCGCAUCUUGCGGUGCAGAAGGGCUCGGCCUGUAGGCACUGCGGUCUCCGCUCCGUCAGCGAGAAGGUUCUGGUAACUCAUCUGAAGAAGGAACAUCGCGAUGAACUGAAGAUCGCGGCCCGGCAGCAGACCCGGCACUGGCUGCGAGACCACAUUCGGCAGGGCCUUUCUUUCCAGAGCUGGGCAGCGAACGACAUCCGAAGGUCAUGGCUUGUCAUCACCGACGAGCCCCUCAACCAUGGUUCACUGCAUAGCAGCGUCCUACUACAGGCCAGCCCUGACCCCGUCAAGCACCCUGCAAUGAAGCUGUUUGACGAAGAGCGCGCCCGGCUGGAGCAUCGGCAGAGCGGCGAUCUAAUGCUGUAUGGCAGUAGGGCGCCAGCAUUAUCUUCCACCUUGCAGACGAACUGGAUGCGACGCGCAGGAUGGGGGGCGUUGUUCCAAGAUGCGCGCCGCGAUAUCCUCGUCUCUCUGACGGAACUCCCCGCUCGCAGGACCGACCGGUCCUUGGCGCUAGGGGUAAUCGACGGGCAAGCAAUCUGUAGCUUGGCGAGGGACGAACGCAAGUUAGCAUCAAUGAUGACGGCACUUGAUCGUCUCUUGGACCAAUGCGGCGAUACCGCCAGGGGAACCCUGAGGAGGUGGCUUCGUGGCAGGUUUCCAGACCGCCCCUACAAGGCGCCCUUUGAGCUGGUCUCCAAGUCCUCUUCCGAAACACUAUUAGGGAAAACCCGACUAGACCUAGAGGCAGAAAAUUGA
Messenger RNA from Fusarium falciforme, 2883 nucleotides. Its product is annotated as Het domain-containing protein. Lineage: Eukaryota; Fungi; Ascomycota; Sordariomycetes; Hypocreales; Nectriaceae. The record is from RefSeq and is a predicted model, not a curated record. The transcript is spliced from 2 exons. Bases 1 to 2883 code for a protein of 960 amino acids.